UAUAUGAUGUCCACUUUAAUUACUAGUCAAAUCAAAUGCUUUAGAUUUUUAUAAUGCACUAUUAUCAAUUCUAUUUAUAUAUAUAUCUAAGAAAAUAACAUCCUAAAAAUUUCUCUACUUUCUAAUUUCCAAACACCAUAUCUUAGUUACCAUUCAAUUUCACUAAUUAAAAACUCCAAAAUCUCAAAAUUAUAACACCCAAAAUUCAUCAUCCAAAACUAUAACCAACAUAAAAAAAUGCCACAAACAGAGCUACCCUUGAAUGAAAAUGAUUCCCAAGACAUGGUUUUAUACCAAGUUCUUAAUGAAGCCAAUAAUACCAUGAACAACUUGUACCAACAACAAUAUCAUCCUCAAAACAUUGCGAAACGAAAUAUGACAUCUUCUACUCCUACAACUACAAUUAGUGGUGGUAUAGCCAAGAGGCACUAUAGAGGUGUAAGGCGACGGCCUUGGGGCAAAUACGCGGCUGAAAUCCGUGACUCGACAAGAAAUGGUGCUCGGCUUUGGCUUGGGACGUUUGUUACAGCCGAGGAGGCGGCGUUGGCCUAUGAUCGAGCUGCGUUUAAGAUGAGGGGUGCUAAGGCCUUGCUUAAUUUUCCUGCUCAUAUAGGAAAAUCAGUUUCAGGGGAUUUUGUUGGGUUGAUUAACAGCUAUCACCCUAGUAAUUUUGUUGCUAGUACCUCUAAUAGUUCUUCACAACAAGUUUGAAAUAAUUGACAUUGAAUUUAUAUUAUCCUUUUUUGUUGGACAUGUAUACACAUGUAUUGUAUGUCUACAAACAUGUUGCAAUUAAAGAUUUUAAUUUUGUAGAAAAGACUUCUUAUUUCAUUAGCUAUAUAGAAAUUUAUUUUGAUCCAUGUUUAAUUACUAAUUGAUUGUUCUAGUGUUCUACAUAGCUACUUCUACCUUAGCAUGUAUGGUGAUUAAUUAUAAUGUUGUAGCUAUGUUGAUCUCAUAUGCUUAUUUUUAAAGACAAGGGCACUCUCUUCUUCUUAAAAAUGGUUUCAUGACUAAUUAUUUGAGCAAGGUUGAUCAAGUCCAAUCAUACAUGUAAAUAUAAGGUGAAAUUGGAGUCGCUUCACUCCACUAAGUCAAGUUCAAAUAAGUUCAUUGAAAAGAGCUGGUUAUUACUAUCUAUCUUAGUUAGAAAAUAGUUCUAACAAAAUUUAGUUGAUCAAAAUUUUCAAGGUAAUAGUUUCGUGAUUAAUUUACUCAUAGAAUUAUGUACUCCUAUAUAGUAAAGUAUGUAGAGUGUGUUGCUCCUUUUUGUAAUUUGCAAUGUUUUAUGAACCACUUAGAAUAGUAAAAGCAUGCAUUUAAUGUCGUUGACUCAUCAGAAAUAAGUGUGAAUAUUUUUUUUUAGGGUGCUUACAAGGGUUAUUAUUGUGAAUAUUGUUUGAAGGCAAUGAGGGCCUAUCGAGUAUAAAAUUCCAUAAUUUGAUAAUUGUUAAAAAGGGAUAAGAGCAUAUGGUUUAACAAAGUUGCAUGUGCAUGGAAAAGGGUGGUGUAUAAGAAGACAUGAAGAAAGAAUAAAAAAAUUUAAUGGAAAAAAAAUAAUGAAAUUUUUUAACAUAGCUCUGAUACCAUGAUGAAUUGUGUUAAUACACCUCGCUCUAACAUCGUGGAUUCAUGCAAGAAAUAUACUCCCUCCAGUUUCAAUUAUCUGCAACAAAGACAACUUUUACGGACUCCUAGGCAAAACUUUUAGGAAAGUUUAAUGACAAGUUAAGGUGUUUAAUUAAGUUGGAAAAAAUGAGGGAAAUAGGAGAGAGAAAGUGGUGCAUGUGACUUAAUUUUGCAUGUGGGUACAUUUGAGUGGGAAAAAGGAGAGAAAAGGUGGUCCCCUUUGUGUAUAAUUAAGAUAAGUUAAACAAAUUUAAAACAAAAAAGUAAGGGUAAUGAUGACUUAUUACACUAUAAAUUUUACUAAACAUAGAAAUAAAAACAUUUGUUGCAGAUAAUAUGUAGCACCCAAUUAUGACAAAUGUUGCAGAUAAUUGAAUGCGGAGGGAGUAUAUUGGACUUCAGCGGUGUAACAAAAGGCAAAGACGCACUUUA
This is a messenger RNA of Chenopodium quinoa (quinoa), 2061 nucleotides long. RefSeq names its product pathogenesis-related genes transcriptional activator PTI5-like. The transcript has a single exon. Lineage: Eukaryota; Viridiplantae; Streptophyta; Magnoliopsida; Caryophyllales; Amaranthaceae. Gene Ontology annotation, biological process: ethylene-activated signaling pathway; regulation of DNA-templated transcription. The record is from RefSeq and is a predicted model, not a curated record. Bases 238 to 711 code for a protein of 157 amino acids. Gene Ontology annotation, molecular function: DNA-binding transcription factor activity; DNA binding.